AUGGCCAAACUGCUACUGUUUUCUUCUGCCAGUGGACUCUACAGUUGCCCUUUGGCUAUGACUGAUGGAGCUGCAAAAAUUGCUGAAAUGCAUCAAGAAGAUAACUUACAUUUGAAAAAAGCUUUUACUCAUCUCACCAGUAGAAAUCCUAUUGAAUUCUGGACAUCAGGCCAAUGGAUGACUGAGCGCCAAGGAGGUUCUGAUGUUGCGGCUUCCACAGAAACAAUUGCCAAAAAAGAAGAUGAAGAAGAUUUUUACAGACUUUUUGGCAAUAAAUGGUUCACAUCUGCCACUGAUGCAAACAUUGCAUUCACCUUAGCUCAUAUUGUUGGAAAAGAUGGACAGCUCUUACAAACCUUGAAUGCUGCAGUCAGCAACCCUCAUUUCCUUGUGCCAGGAGCAAGAGACUUUGCCUUCAGCAUUGCAAGAAUCUACAUAUGUGCCUUAUUAAUAAACCAUGCCAGUAGCUCAGAAGCCACAGAGUCAGACAUUAUGACUGCGUUUUAUUGGUCUCGGGUGAAUCUGACCCCCUUUGUUGAUGGAAUCAACCGAUGUACCUAUGACCAGAAAUAUUGUAAGGCUGAAUAUGAUAUUGUCUUCAACAAUCUCACACCUAAAACCAUGGAGAUGAUGGCCAAAGUUGAAAAGAAAAAAAAUUGCAAGUAA
Messenger RNA from Acanthosepion pharaonis, 666 nucleotides. Lineage: Eukaryota; Metazoa; Mollusca; Cephalopoda; Sepiida; Sepiidae. The record is from the annotation of a GenBank genome assembly.